UCUCCUCCUCCGAGAUCGGUGGGCUUGCCUCUUCCUCGGCGGAAAGGUUUCUCUUGGUUGAUGAGGGGUUUUACGAACCCUACAGAUCCUCCCUUCUUCCUGUAGAGGCUGCUGAAGCAUCAGGAAUUAAGGUAAAGGUCUGCUGGCCAUGGGCAAUCUGAUAAAGGUAUUGGGCAAAGAUUUAGAAAACUGCCCUCAUUUCUUCCUGGAUUUUGAAAGUGUCACAUGGGGAACCUUCUUAAAGUGUUGACUUAUAACGAGCUUGACCAAGGCCCUAGUUUUUUCCUUGACUUUGAACAUGCACAGCCCACGGAAGCCGAGACGGCUGUGUGGAACCAGGUGAAUGCCGUCCUGGAAGAGGCCCAGACCAUCCUGGCGGAAUUGCAGUCCUACACGGGAGCUGGACAAGAGAUUAGAGAGGCAAUCCAGAACCCCAGUGACUUGGAGCUGCAAGAGAAAGCGUGGAAUGCAGUCUGUCCUCUAGUGGCAAAGCUGAAACGGUUUUAUGAAUUCUCUCUUAGACUUGAGAAUGCUUUGCGGAGCCUGCUGGAAGCCCUCACCAGUCCACCAUACGCGCCGACUCAGCACCUGGAGCGAGAACAGGCCCUGGCCAAGCAGUUUGCAGAAAUCUUACACUUCACUCUCAGUUUCGAUGAGCUCAAGAUGACCAACCCUGCCAUCCAGAAUGACUUUAGCUACUAUAGGAGAACCAUCAGUCGAAACCGAAUCAAUAAUUUGCAGUUAGAUGCGGAGAGCGAAGUGAACAAUGAAAUGGCCAAUCGGAUGUCCCUGUUCUAUGCAGAAGCCACCCCAAUGUUGAAAACUCUGAGCAACGCCACUACUAAGUUUGUUUCAGAGAACAAAACUCUCCCCAUAGAGGACACGACUGACUGCCUAAGCACCAUGGCUUGUGUCUGCCGGGUGAUGCUGGAAACUCCGGAAUAUCGGAGCCGGUUCACCAACACGGAAACACUCCUGUUCUGCAUGCGAGUGAUGGUGGGGGUCAUAAUUCUCUAUGACCAUGUCCAUCCUGUGGGGGCUUUUGCCAAGACCUCCAAAAUUGAUAUGAAAGGGUGCAUCAAGGUCUUGAAAGACCAGCCGUCCAACAGCACAGAGGGCCUCCUCAACGCGCUGAGGUACACCACUCGGCACCUCAAUGACGACACCACAUCCAAGCAGAUCCGGGCCUUGCUGCAAUGAAGACCUCCCCCGGGGGGGGGGGAGGAGGUCAAGGGGAACCAUUCACCA
Messenger RNA from Gekko japonicus, 1248 nucleotides. Its product is annotated as protein FAM49A-like. The transcript is spliced from 13 exons. Gene Ontology annotation, molecular function: small GTPase binding. Lineage: Eukaryota; Metazoa; Chordata; Lepidosauria; Squamata; Gekkonidae. Gene Ontology annotation, biological process: regulation of actin filament polymerization. Bases 226 to 1200 code for a protein of 324 amino acids. The record is from RefSeq and is a predicted model, not a curated record.